Vollenhovia emeryi is the source of this 1459-nucleotide messenger RNA. RefSeq lists its product as uncharacterized. The transcript is spliced from 5 exons. The record is from RefSeq and is a predicted model, not a curated record. Lineage: Eukaryota; Metazoa; Arthropoda; Insecta; Hymenoptera; Formicidae. The coding region runs from base 677 to 1222 and encodes 181 amino acids.
AGACAAAUUCCGGCUGAAUCGGUUUGAAGCAAAAUGUUCAGGAGUAUGUAAAUAGCGCGUAUGAUUCACAAAAAGCAAAACUAGGGUCAGAACACAAAGCUUGUUCUUGCGGUGAAUGGCGCCCAGGUCUCACACUGGACCCGACAUGGCCAGCGUCCUACUCAGAGCACAAGCUUACGACAAGACAUGAACGUAGUGCACAAGCUUUGAUGUAUAUUGCACUUCCAGUUAUAUACGUCGUUUACGAAGCUUGUGCGCUAUCUAUACGUUUAUAACGCAGCGCACGCACUUUUAUAUAAGCGCACAAGCAUAUGCAUAAGGAAUUUGAUUGGUCCAUCUCCUUAUGCACUUGCUUACGGACCAAUCGGUUUCUUUAUGCAUAUGCUUAUGCAUUUAUGCAAAAGUGUGCGCUCCACCCUUAUGACUAACAUCUCGUCGUAAGCUAUUACGCCGCUCUUUGUGCUCUGACCCUUAACGCCUAUUUUUUAAGCAGUUAAUUAUUUUUUAUACCAUCGUGGCCUUUUACUAUCGCGCUGUACGUUGAUAACGAUUGUCAUCGAUAGGACGCUGUCAUUAUAUGAUAACGAAUGACAUUUAUCAGAUAAGCAUAAUCUCGUAGCAACAUGAGCAAUAUCUGUAAUAUCGUCGCGCGAGUCAGCUCUCCAAGCAUGCAAGAAUGAAAGAGGUUUAUUUGGCUGUACUCUUGACAGUUUGCACGUACGUGUUUUUAGCGACUAGCGAGGAGCCACGUUGCUUUCACUUCACAUGGCCAGGUAUAAUACACAGAGAUGUAGACAAGAAGACAUUUUGCGAGAAGUAUAACGAAGUUAAUCCAUUUACACCGUGUAUAAACCCAUUAUAUCUUAGUGAUACGAAGCCAAAUGUAAGUGAGAUAUGGGAGAAUAGAAUAAGCAAUGGCUAUAAUUAUACCCAACCACUGGAACCCGGUAGCGUGUGUGUAAAGUAUACAUACACGUACAGUGGCGCAGUUAUAAACAUCAGUUACUUCGUUGGGAGAGUUACAGAAGACCUGGUGAAGCCAAUUGCAUCAGACUGUUUCGUUAAAUACACUGAAGGAUAUAUUCUCGAAGCGUGUGCCUGUGAAUCUAAGGACAACUCUGCGCCCUGCAACUCAACAAGAAGAAAUAUGUAUUCGUCGCUAAUGAUUUCCGUAGCUGCAGCCGUUUCGCUGUUCGUGUAUAAAAUUCUCGAUAUUCCCUGACAAUUUCGGCUUAUACUAUUCCUUUGAUAUGAAUGAAAUCGUACAAAUUAUUGAUAUUUAAUAUUUAUUACAAUUUAUGUGCAACUAUGAAUCAAGCGUAUGUCUUUUUACAAUUUUGUAGAACGCGCAAUAUAUAUUUAAAUUAUAUACAGCGGCAAGCAAAUCAUAUACCUUGUAACAUAUAACGCAAUUGAGAAAUAAAUACUCAUAUGUGCGGAAAUAUGAGGAAAAAGAUAA